AGAGCAAAGGAAAGAUCACUGAUUAAUGGCCCGCGACUCGAUCAGCUGGAGAAAAACGAGUCGCGAGUCGGCCGAGCAAUGGCCGCCUUUUCCAACCAGCUCCGACCGAACUCGCGUUCGUCGCGAAACCCGGAAACUCGUUUAUUUAACGCCGAUUGUUUUUGCCCUGGCAUCCUUGGAGCGGCCUUGCUCCCCCAUUGCCGCGGAUUUCGAAAUCGAGCACUCGCGCCAUGACCUAAACUCCGAAACUCGCCGCGGAGAGACACGUGGGAAUCCCGGAUGAGAUAUUUAAAAAAAGCCCAUUUAGUUCUAUCUUUUAGAAGAAAAAAAAACGUCAUUCAAAUGUGCGCCAAAUUAUCUAAGACUUUAACACGCGAUUAUGGGGACUCUGAGGAAGAAUGCGCUCCCCGUGAAAUUUCAUUUUUCGAAAAAAAAAAAAGAUAUAUCGACUCCACUAUCACAUCGCCUUAAAAUACACUUCUCGGCAAAGAAACUGCAGCACCUGAAAUUCAAAGCUGUGCAUACCUGAUAACCACACACCGUUUGUCAUAUCGAAAUGAAAGCUAACGACAGUACCUCGGAUCUUAUUUUCAGGCGCGAUCUUUUGCAUCAGUUACCCAUUGUUCUCAUUUCAUGUGUCUUAAAGAAACUUUUCACGUGCGCUUCACCAUUUGUCGUUCUUGGCCUCCGGCGUUACGGGAGUAACAGUCCAAGACGUGGAAAGACGUGGAAAGACGUGGAAAGAACUGCGAUUUAUCAACUACGAUCUGGGAGUUACUGCUACGGUGCUUUUUUACACUCUUUACAGCGCUUUUAUGGGCGAACAUGGCGAACAUGGCUAUGGCAGUACUUCGGACUGUUCAGAAAUGACGAGCAAGCAAGUUACGAAGUUUCCGAAGGACAUGUGGAAUUUACUUGGACCGAGUCGCAAUAUUAAAGGAUGUACGUAGUCGGAAACAAGUCUGGACGUUCAUUGGUCCGCGGUUUCGAUCACUCGAUCGAUCACACUUAUCAUUUAAUCCGCGUCGUCGAGGCGUGUCGCACAUGAAUCGAGGACAACUUCAAGGAAGAUUCUCCGGGGAGCCUUCCUUGUCACGUAGCCGGAGUUCCCGUGACACCGUGUCGGUCGGUGAUCGUUAUGGAUUUCCUCGUAAAAAUAAACAUCGACUCUAAUUAUUAAUGGGUCCGUCGACUAGGUAUUACACAAGGCCUCGCAACUCCAGGGUUACUUUUCUCCUCCGCCAUCGACCGGCCUGAGGUGAAGAAAGAAAAUCGAAACCUGCACUUCCGACGCAUCCCGA
Messenger RNA from Orussus abietinus, 1301 nucleotides. RefSeq lists its product as uncharacterized. The record is from RefSeq and is a predicted model, not a curated record. The coding region runs from base 557 to 937 and encodes 126 amino acids. Lineage: Eukaryota; Metazoa; Arthropoda; Insecta; Hymenoptera; Orussidae. The transcript is spliced from 3 exons.